CAUACUGUACGAUAGUAGGUACUCUUUAUUAUACUGUGACCGAACUCUACAAUUGCGAUAUAAUUUAAAGAAAGAUGACCGCAAUUUCACUAAUUUUGAUAUUGAUAUUCCCAUUAGGCCCUGUUAACCCUUCAAUUUUCCCAUGCAUGCGACAUACCCCAUAGGCCCAUACAACCCACUAGUCGGGCGCCGACCGCGAGGCAGAGCGCACGCGCGGACUCUUUGUAUUUUGUUUACAACGCCAUUCGUCGCCGAGCCCUCCGCCCGGACCGAACGAAUAUUGUGGACUUGUGAAGUGACCGAUACUCCGGAUUGAAAGGAUUGCUCGAUUUCACGGGAGUUGCGCCUGCGAUGGGAUGGCGGCGGGGUGCGCGCGCGCCGCGGUCGCGCUGCUGCUGCCGCUCGCGCUCGCCGACGUCAUCUUCCGGGUCCCUGAAGUCAUGGUCCGACACGCAGCGAACACAAAGUCAGUAGGCACGGGGCGCACGAACGCGAGCCGCGCCAACGACUCCGACGCGGAGGCCUACGAGGGCCUGCUGGAGGUCCGCUAUGAGGAGUACUUCGUGGAACACGAGAUCUCCACUAUGGACGCUAGGAAGGCCGCCAUAGCACUGGAUUUGGACAAAAUCCCCGACACUCUUCCCGGCUGCGGCACGUGCUCCAAGCGCGAGCUGCAAUACUGCGAGACGCGAGUGCUUGCUGACCACUGCUGCUGCGAGCGACAGUCCUUCCCGGAACCGUUUCCAUGGCUACCACACACCUGUUACAUGGGCCCUGGACGGUGCAAGCCACUGGUACAUGACUGUGCGAAGUACAAAAGGAUAAGGGACUGCUGCUGCUAUAAGAAGCUGGCUGAGAGAUGGAAGCACAUCCUGUCCAGCUCAGGCCGCACGGGAGUCAGCGGUGCCUCUCUCUUGCUGCUGUCCAUGCUGCUCUUCGUGGCAUAUCUGUGACACCAGGCGCCCCCUCCAGCCCGCCUGCCCGUUCCUGUCUAGCCAGCAACUCCUGAAGAUGAGGCUCAGAGUACAACUCUCCUGCUGCUGUCUGUCUUCGUGGCCUACUUGUGACACCAUCAGGCGUCUUCUCCAGCCCACCUGCCAGUCUAGCAUGCAACUCCAGGAGAUCGCUCAGAGUACAUCAGGACGGUCGGAAACUAUCCACGUGUCUUCUGUCUGAGAUAGCUAGCGGUCACAAGCUUAGCGGUCUAUAGCCGUCUUUACCUCUAAUCUCCAGGAUAUAAGGCUCGGAAUACAAAACAAUGGGACGUAUCUCUGCUUUGAACUCGCCCGUGCCGGUGCCAGAACGCGAAUCUCACACAGCUACACACGCUAUCGCUAUUCGCUAUGUGCUUAUCUUACAUGUACAAGCAACAACAUGCACCCACAUGCUAGCCCAGCAUUUCCGAAGAUAAUGUGAGGCUCAGAAUGCCACUGCGAUCUUCGUACUGCGAUAACAGAUGAACCUCGUACGGAUUUCACACUGACCCAUUACGAGAAAAUGGGGGAUGUGACUACUCCUCUUUUUAUUUAGUGACGUUCAGAAUCAGGUGCCGUAGCCCAAUGGCAUUUCUGCGACGCGAAACGAAAACGAAACGCCGCGAAAGGUAGUCUGGCUCUGUCACACCAAUACGCACGAGCGAUAGAGAUAAAUAUCUACGAGAGUUUCGUUUCGUGAGGAUUUCGUGAGCGCUUGUGCCAUUCGGCUACGUACCCUCUGUUCAGUUGGAAUUUGAUAGAACCAAAUGACGACCUUUUAGAUGCCACGAAAGUCUCUUAUGAAAAUAAAAUAGGAGUAAGACCAACUGCUAUAAAAUUAACACAUUGUUGUGGGCAGGCCCCAUUGACCCUUCUAUGGCGAUACAAAAUUGUUUUUUUCGAUAAUUUUCGAUGUUAGAUUAAGACAGCUUAGGCUCGACGUUAGGUACUCAUAACUUGAUCCUUGAAGGAGGAAUUUCUUUGUAAAUAUUUAGCAAUGGCAAUGUAUUCUCAUUAAGAAUAUCUGUCAUUAAAACGGUCCGGGUCCGGGCCGUGGCUUCACACUUCGUUUUCUAUGAAGAGUGAUCAGCUCAUUACAUCACUUGAUGAUUCUGUACCUCUAGAUGGACACGUUAUUUAUCUUACCUUAAACCCUAUAUUUGAACACGUAUAAAUAAUUGUUAUACAUCUACGAAAUUGUAAUAUCAUAUUUAUUACAACAGGGUUUUUCAAUACUAUUUUACUCAAUAUUUCGUCAUGAUGAUGAUGAUGAUGAUAUCCUGUUAUCCCUCAUCAGAGACAUAGGGCUCUCAGAAGGGAUUUCCAUUGUUCGCGGUCCAGCGCGGCCUCCUCCAGCUCCGCCCAGCCGAGGCCAACUGAUGCCGCCUCUUUUUCCACUGUGCUUUUCCAGGUGGUACGUGGGCGACCUUGCCCUCUUUUUCCGGGAAUUUUCCAGGUCAAUCCUUGCUUGGAUAGGUGGUUGUUUGGCCUUCGUAAAACAUGACCUAUCCAGCGCCAUUUCCGCAGAAGAAUUUCUUUGUCUAAAGGGUUUUGACCAGUCAGUUCCCAUAGUCUAAUAUUGGAGAUUUCGUCAUAGAUGCCUUUAUUGCUAUUCAUAUUAUUGAUACUAUAUUUAAAUUCUGAUUGAUAUUUUAUGGGCCUAAUUAAAAUUUCUAUGUGUAUUCUUCUAUCAGGGUAACCACCAUAAUAUUGUGGUUGCAAUUGUCGCGUCGAUAACGAAUCAGUAAACCGUGUACGUCCUAUGUUAGGUAUUUUCAGAUACCGUGUAAUGUAAUGUCGAUGUGAUAAAGGCAACCACAAUGCUGCAUAUAGUGUUAGGUAUACCUACUGUAAUAUUUAUACCUAUAAGUACACCCGUAAAAUUGUAUGCACAAUAUAUUGCUAGGUAACUAAAUGGAAUGCUUCUAUAAAUAACUGUUUAAGAAACCCUGUUAAUAUUUUAUAAUAGAAAUUACUUUGGUAUUACUGAGUCACGUAGGAAAACUAGGUAAAACAAUUGUGUUGGUAUAAUGAAUGUCGUUUCAACCCCCGACAAAAAAGAGGGGUAACUGCGUCCAAAUGUUUCUGAAGUGAGAUAAAAUAGAAAACUCUAUUAAGGGGCAAACCUGGACCAAGGUGCCUUUGCCCUGUGUAUAAUGAAUAUGUAUGUAAAUGUUAAUAUUAGGUAUGUAGUGACAUUUAUCUACACCGUUAUUGAAUUAUCAUCACACAAAAUAACUUUAGCAACAGCUAUAAAAAAGUUUUCAAACUAGUACCUACCUAUUUUACAAAAUACAUUUAAGUUCUAUUAGCAAAAUUACCAAAAUCUUAAUUACCAUUGAAAUACUUACAAUUACAUACCUACUUGCCAUUUUCGAGAUUUUUAUUAAAAUGAAGAGUAACAUUUCCAUUCACAAAAAUGUAAUUUUUUAUCCAUGAAAAUGAAUGUAAAAUAGAGAUUGACCUGAUUUAGAGAAUUGUCACGGUUUCGAAAUUUUCUGGUUUUGAUACGAACUUGGUGGCGUGUUGCUAGCUGACGCGGUUCUUAAUUUCUCACACUUGACUUUCGUUUAAUUUUGCAUGUAUCAAUUCACAGUGUGUGUGAUGUCUCAAUUCGCAUCAAACAAAGAAAAUAUAAGCCAUUUGUAAAAUCAAUAUGCCCUAUUUAAUUUCUUAUUGAUACAUAUUCUCAUAAAAGAUGUAUGUGUAAUCUGCUUUGCGUUGUUUUGCCGGAGUAACCCCGCGAAGGGGAAAUGUCGUAAGCUUAUUUUAUAAGUUUAAGAAGGCUUUGUUUCUAUAAUUUACUUAAGUUUCCUGUUGUAAAUGUUGUUCAUAUUAGUUUAUUAUUUAAUUGUUAGUCCCACGCCAAAGGUGCUUAGCAUAAGAUUAAAUAAUAUAAAUGUUAUAUAUGUCUCUGAAGAUUUUAUUUAUAGAUACUGACGACAAACUGUAUCACAAUAUUUUCUUAAUGAUAGCUGUUAACUAAACGAAUACACUUUGUUUUUAUUAAAUUAUAGACUGGAAAUUAAAUCUUAUACCGUACGUUUCAAGAACAGACAUAAUUAUUUAAUUCUCAUAAAACUCUAAUUAAACUACUUUGAAUAAAAAAAUUGUGAAAUAAUUUCAGACAAAAUAUAUUGUAUAUAAUAUUUAUUUUGAAACUUAAUUGUUGUCAAAGUUCUAAAUAUAAAUAAAGAGUUACCAAAUUUGAA
Messenger RNA from Leguminivora glycinivorella, 4186 nucleotides. RefSeq lists its product as uncharacterized. The record is from RefSeq and is a predicted model, not a curated record. The transcript has 5 exons. Bases 357 to 953 code for a protein of 198 amino acids. NCBI's taxonomy places the organism in Eukaryota, Metazoa, Arthropoda, Insecta, Lepidoptera, Tortricidae.